UAAUUUUUCAAAUAAUAGGUAGCGUAUAUUGUUGAUUAUCUUGUCACUCAUACUCUGUUAUUUCCCCUGCCUUGGCGUCUGUUAUUUCCCCUGCCUUGGCGUCUGUUAUUUCCCCUGGAUUCCACCAACGGUAGUUUACCUGCAAAACAGCCUGGUGUUCCACUAUUUCCUCUGUUGAUCAGACAAGAAAGAAGCAGGGCAACAUUGAAUUGCAAUUCCAUUUUCACAAAUACGAUUGUCUGGCUUUUUGAGGUUUCAAAGACAAAACAUUUUCUCAGAAUAUCAGAGUUCGUUUUGAGAAAGCAUGGCAUUAGAGGUUCCUUCAUGGUUUUCCAAAACCUGUUCGGAUUUUGGAGCCGCGGGUUCUUCAGUUUCAUGGGCAGUAAAUGAUGUUGGAAAUUCAAAAGCAGAGAAUUUUGAAGACUGCAGGAAUGAUGUGGUUUUUUCAGUUUCAAGCGCAGAAAAUGAUUUUGGAAACUCUAAAACAGAGGAAUUUGACAAAAGUAUGCAUGAUGUAUGCACCAAAAGGAUUUCAUUCGAGAUUUCUUCAUGGUUAUUUGGAAACAAUAUAAACUCUGGUGAUUUGGAUAAAACUAGGAAUGAUUUAGUCGGAGAAGAGAAGCAAGUUUCUGGGGAGCAUGAUUAUGUUGGAGGUGUUGAUGAUUUUUGUCCUUUUAGUGAUAGUGAUUUUGAGGCUCUUCAAGCAGAGAUUUUUGUUGAAGAUAAUGCAGAUCCUUUUUUCAGGGGUAAUUGGAAGGAAGGAGAAGAUUUUAUGGUUUACUUUCUUGGCAGCAACAAUGACAUGGAAGUUGUUUCUAUGCUGUUGGAAGUUUGUAAUUUUCUGGAUAUGUUGAAUGUGGAUCCUGAUGCUAUGGAAGACGUAAUUAAACAACAGACUCAGUGCUUCCUGGACAUGCAUGAGAAAGUGAGGAAAGGAAAUGUAUAUCUUAUGAAUGCAACGUUUGUGAAGUUACAGUUGAUUGCAGGGUUGAAAUAUUAUAGGCAUUUUAAACAUAUGUGUCGUAUUGAGUAUGAGACUGUUCUUUCUAAUCCAAAUCUUUGUUAUGAAAAUCACGAACUUGCUAAUUUAAUUGGAUUCCUGUAUGACAAAGAACCAGAACCAGCUAGUCUGGACUAUGAGGGAUCCAAUUCAGCAUCCUGGAAAGCCUGCAAGUACUUGGCAGGUUUCCAAGGUCCGAAGAUGCUAGAAACUGACGGAGGAUUGUCUAUUUUUCUUGAAGGAAGUAGUGCUUCGCAAAGUAAAGACGCCUGUACUAAACCAGGAAACUCACUAUCCAGAGAAAUGAAAACAAGUAGAGAUCCUUGGCAAGAGUGCUCUGCAAGGAUGUUGUAUGACACUGUGCAUAUUAUCACACAUGCUGUCUCUGAAAAUUCUUCUACAAGUACAGCACAUUAUGGAGAAGAACCUUCGGAAGCUAGAUUUUUUGCACUUGCUUACCUCAGCCUUCCAGAUCUUCUUGCAGUUGAAAGGGUUUGCAAAUCACUGCGAGAUAAAGUUAGAAAUGAUCCACUUUUAUGGCGGCACAUACAUGUAGACAAUCCUCUCUGUAGAGGGCUCACAGAUGAUGCCCUUUUAAAUCUUGCUAAAAGGUCUCAAGGGCUUUUGCAACACUUAAGUCUAGUGCAGUGUCUGCAAAUUACACAUGAUGGAUUAAAGCAAGUACUGGCCAUCAGCCCAAAACUUACAGAGUUGUGUUUACCAUACUGCCUCAACUUCACUGGUGAGGGCAUUGUAAAUAUUGUAGAAGCACACAAGGAAUUCAGUUUUCCUGGGCUGAAACUGUUAAAGAUCAAUGGCAUUUGUAAUGUAACAAGCGAUCAUGUUGAGAAAUUGAAAUACCUAAUGGAUGGUGGUUCACAGAAGAGAUCUCAAGUUGUAAAACCACAUUUCUAUCCUUAUGGUCACCAUUAUUCAGAUGAUGACUGUUUGAUAGACGUUGAAGAGUGCCCUAAAUGUGGAAAAGCAAGGCUUGUUUAUGACUGUACAUUGGAAAGCUGCCAGGGGAAAGGUUGCCGGGGUUGUAUAUUUUGUAUUUCUCGUUGCAGGAAGUGUGGAAGAUGUAUUGAUGCAUUACAUGAUGAUUAUGAAGAAACAAUGCCAAUUUAUGAUUUGCUCUGUGCCGACUGUUCAUUGUGUUGUCAAAUACGAAGAGCUGUAGAACCUUGGCUUCUGCAUCCAUGAAAUGAUUAUGGAGCUACUCAUGCGCAUGCUAAUAAUGGGUAACAUUUGAGUUGUACAUUAUUGAUCUCAAAAUAUAGUUGUGGUGUACAGUGUGUACAAAGAAAUACAAAGAAAUGAUGCCUCAAAUUUUUAGCUUAUGUUUCUAUUUAAUCAUUCUCUGGCACCUGUUGAAGAUGGCAGAGCUUGGUUUGUUAGAAUCAUAUGAUUGGUGAGAAGGGAAAACAGCCCCUUUUUAUUUUGGAAUUGUUAGGGAAUUCUGGCUUGGUGAUCGUGGCUCCAUGGUAUGCAUUGUAUUCUAGAUUUUGGGAUGCAUUCAGGAUAAAAUUAUUGAGCGGUAAAUGACAAUGUUCUAUGUGGUCUGGCUGUAUACAAGUUUUGCCAGUCUGUAUAUGAAAAAAAAAAGAAAAAAAGAAAAAAAAUAGAAAAAAAGAAAAAAAUCCUUGUACAGGUUCUUCAAUCAAACCAUACAGCCAGUCAAUAGAUCCUCCAUUUGGAUGUGUAUCAUAAAAUCAAAAUGUAAUACAUUUGUAUAUAUAUGUUUAUAUGUAUUAUAGAGAUGUAAAUGCAUUUAUUGUA
This is a messenger RNA of Cryptomeria japonica (Japanese cedar), 2779 nucleotides long. RefSeq lists its product as uncharacterized. NCBI's taxonomy places the organism in Eukaryota, Viridiplantae, Streptophyta, Pinopsida, Cupressales, Cupressaceae. The record is from RefSeq and is a predicted model, not a curated record. The transcript has 3 exons. Gene Ontology annotation, cellular component: cytoplasm. The coding region runs from base 305 to 2203 and encodes 632 amino acids. Gene Ontology annotation, molecular function: protein binding.